Jaculus jaculus (lesser Egyptian jerboa) is the source of this 657-nucleotide messenger RNA. Its product is annotated as protein FAM246B-like. NCBI's taxonomy places the organism in Eukaryota, Metazoa, Chordata, Mammalia, Rodentia, Dipodidae. The transcript has a single exon. The record is from RefSeq and is a predicted model, not a curated record. The coding region runs from base 1 to 657 and encodes 218 amino acids.
AUGAAUUCCUCGUGGGGACAACCCUCUCCCACCCCACAGUGGCUUCCAAUCAACACACCGCUUAAGUUACUUGCUCGCCGGGAGUCUGGGGGCGACGUUUCCCGAAGUUCCAGCGGGCUUCCACGGGGCAUCCGUCCACCUCGGGGAGGGCACGGGGCUCCUUCGGCGGGGGUGUCACGCACGACGUGGGUGGCUGCUCAGCGAUCUGGAGCGGCCCCCGCCCCGCAGUCGCGAGGCCGACCCGGGAGGGGCUGCAAAACUUCUUCCACCUCGGAACCCACACGCCAGCCACAUCUGUCCUUUCUCACUCGGCGGCGACUCGCCUCGGGCCUCGGCUCCUUUCACUCGCAAACAGGCAAGCCGGCUCCUCGGUGGGGAGUCGCGGGCGCGCGCGCGCGCGUCCACGCCGCCGCGCGAGUCCUCGGGGCGCCUCAGCCUCCGCCUCCUACUCCCCCCGCCCCCAGCCCGCCGCGGAAGGAACGGGCCGCGAGCGAGCGAGCGAGCGCGCGCCGCUGCGGGACGACGUGCGCGAGACGCCCGGCCGCGCGCGCCCAGUCAGCGAGCGCCGGAAGCAGGCGGCCUGGCUUCGCGCACGGCGCGCACGCGCGCCGCCCCCACCCGGGUCUUCGCGACCUCGCGCGCGCGCGCGCUCACUGA